UACGAGUCAUGUUAAAGAUGCACUUAAUAUUGCUGAAUGCAUAUAUGGAAUUGGCAAACCUCAAUCAACACCAUCUUUAAAUUUACCGAUUGAAAGCGGUCCUUUAAACACUGUUCUUGAUAUGUGCAUAAAUGGAAAACAAUUUCUUUUGGGAUUAAAAUACUACAACCAAGCCAUCAAAAAAUAUCCAGACAUGGAGCAUGACAUUAAUCUUUACAAUAGUUUGAUGACUCUUUAUAAUUCGACAUUUCAAUUUGAUAAAACUGUAGAAGUGUUUAAUGAUAAAAUAAAAGAUACAGGUUUAAAACCAAAUAAAUUAACAUUUGAAGUAAUGAUGCUUGCAUGUCAUAAUCUCUGUGAUCUAGAUAGUCUGAAAUAUUUCUUUGAUAAUUACUUGGAAAGAGGAAUUGAUCUGGGAGAACUGGAUCUGAUGGGAUUAAUUAAAUUGUCUCUUAAGAGAGCCAGAAUUGAUGGAGGUCCUAAUGAUGCUGUUUGGUUGCUGGAUAAAUUAGAUGAAAUGGAUCCUUCCAAAGAAGAAAAUAAAAAACUUCCUCAGAUUAAAAUCAUCGAUCAUCUGUCAUACUUAAGUACCAUUUCUAUGGCUUAUGAGAUUGCAUUAGAGGUGGAGGAUUUGCCAGAAGAUAAAAAGGCUUGA
Messenger RNA from Entrophospora candida, 655 nucleotides. NCBI's taxonomy places the organism in Eukaryota, Fungi, Glomeromycota, Glomeromycetes, Entrophosporales, Entrophosporaceae. The record is from the annotation of a GenBank genome assembly.